This is a messenger RNA of Hylaeus volcanicus, 4518 nucleotides long. It is a transcript of the gene Mkp3, whose product is annotated as dual specificity protein phosphatase Mpk3. NCBI's taxonomy places the organism in Eukaryota, Metazoa, Arthropoda, Insecta, Hymenoptera, Colletidae. Gene Ontology annotation, biological process: negative regulation of MAPK cascade; protein dephosphorylation. Gene Ontology annotation, molecular function: protein tyrosine/threonine phosphatase activity; MAP kinase tyrosine/serine/threonine phosphatase activity. The coding region runs from base 1393 to 2592 and encodes 399 amino acids. Gene Ontology annotation, cellular component: cytoplasm; cytosol. The transcript is spliced from 4 exons. The record is from RefSeq and is a predicted model, not a curated record.
GAGCCGAGCGCCAUUUGCCCAUUCUGUACGGAAGAACGGUCGAGGUAAGGUGUGGCCUGCGGCAGGCUGGCCAGAGGUGCAACGGAGAAGUUGAGUGAGGAAGAAAAAGACAGGAAGCGAGACCACGAGAAUUUGUCGGUCGGUAGUGUGUGGCGAAAGAGAAGGAUACGACGAAAAAGGAGAAGAGAAGGAAAAAAAGAAGAGGAAGUUGGGUACGGGAACCGAUGCGAUGGGAAGACGCGUCGAGCGAUGCUGGAGGGAUUCGUGAGGUGAGGGUGACGGUCUGAUUUUUAGACCGAGUGCAGUUGGCCGAUGGAAAGAUGAUUUCUGGGUUAAGGGGAAUCUGGUGCGACGAGUAAGGGGAAUGUGGAGAGUGUCGAGUAAUUGUUGAUUAGUCGCGGGUCCGAGUAAGGCUGACUGAAAACUCUGACCUGUACGACUCGCUAAUUUUCACCAGGACUGAUCUUUCACUUUUUCCUCGAUACCUUGCACGCUUGGGCCGAUUCGACUCGGUCCAGCGUUUCUACCGCGCACCAUCCUUUUCUCCAGUGAAUAAGGAGCAAGGUACAAUAUAUAAUACGAUACCAAGAUCCAGUGAUUCGUCGGGCGCGUGGCAACGGCAGACCUAACGGCAGCGAUUCAAUCGCGAGGAAGACAGUUAGUUUUUCGGAUCCGCGUCUAUCCCCGUCAGCCGAGGACCAAAACCGAGGAUAAUGCCACUGUCCGCGACAGGUCGAGAUGAAGUUGGUUCGCUCGAAUCUCGAGGCUCGCGAUCGAGAUAAAUGAGAAAAGUGAGCAAGCGUGGAUCAUGCAUUUCCUCAACGAGCUGAAACAGUUCGCGGCUGUGGCGUUAAUUGGACCUGUCGUCUUUAUUUACGAAAGGAUCAAUAAUCGAGACGAGCUGCUGGCAGUGGAGAAGGAGAAGGAGGAGGAGGAGGAGGCGGUGGAGUAGACACCGCGUUAAAGGUGCCGCAGGAAGUAAUGGCAACACGUGAGAACAACGCUCAGGAACGCGAACGUGCGUCCGGAUGUCUCUGAGAGACACGUUCCGUCACACAAGUCAAAGUGCCAUUUCAUUGUAUUCGAUAAAUGUUAAGUACACAUAUUGUUGUUUCGCACUGUCCAAGGAAGAGAAUGAGACACAAGCUUGCAUUCUGUGAGAAUAUCAGGCAUGCUUACUUCCACCAUCUCGUACCAAUCCCUAGUAAUAUGUUAUACGAAAGUGCCAUAAUAAGGAAGAGAUUCUUUUGAUGUCGAGGACCAGACUGCAUCUAUCGUUUAAGAUACGAUGGAAGAUAGAGAGAUCUUAGCGACAGAGAGAUUGCUUCCGUGAAGGGUGCGAAAGAAUUAAAGACCAAAGAAGCAUCAGGAAUUCGAAUUAAAGCUCGCAACAUGCCUGGUGGAAAUGUUAUGGAGGAUGAUCUUGUGGGCCCCGAGUGGCUCUUUGGAGAACUCAGAUCGCAAAAUAGUCCCAGCAAGUUACUCAUCCUAGAUUGUAGGGCGCAUUCUGAUUUUUCUGAAACUCACAUUAGAGGUUCGGUUCCUUUAGCUAUACCUAGUAUCAUGCUAAGGCGGUUGGCGGCAGGUAAAGUUGAUUUAUUGUCGACGAUAAGGUGCUUAGAUCUAAGAAAUAGAGUCCAAGUGUUUUUGUGCGGCGACAAAAGCAGUAGAGGGACAUUCGUGUUGAUCGGUGACUCUACCGACCCUGCAGGACAUCAGGGUGAAACGAUCCAAGUUUUAAGUCGAAGACUUAGAAACAGUGGAGGAUGCGUAGCUAUUUUAAUUGGAGGUUUUGGAGCAUUCAGAGAUAGAUAUCCUGAAUGGUGCGAAGGCAGUCAAGUUAGCGGCGAAGGUCCUCCUGGUCAAGAUUCUAAUGAAGGUGAAUUAAUGGGCCUUAGAUCCCUUCGAAUAUCUACUCCACCAACAAGGUCUUAUUCAGAUUCUGACAGUGAUAGUACAUGUGAUUCUGUUGGACCUGAAGAGGACAAAGACUUUCCAGUUGAAAUUUUGCCUCAUUUGUAUCUCGGAAAUGCAGCAAAUAGCGUGGAUCGGGAAGCUUUAGCACGUCACAGGAUACAAUACAUUCUUAACGUAACCCCAGAUUUGCCAAAUGUAUUUGAAAACGCUGGUUCGAUAAAAUACAUGCAAAUACCCAUAAGCGAUCAUUGGAGCCAGAACUUAGCUAGUUUCUUCCCACAAGCAAUUCAAUUCAUUGAGGAAGCUCGAAGUUCAGACAAAGGAGUGCUGGUUCACUGUUUAGCUGGAGUAUCGCGGUCCGUCACAAUUACUGUAGCUUAUCUUAUGCACAAGUGUAGCCUCAGUCUGAACGACGCUUUUAACUUAGUACGUAGUCGAAAAUCUAACGUUGCUCCGAAUUUCCACUUUAUGGAGCAAUUACAUAGUUUCGAAAAGGAACUGAGGGAUCGGGGUGAUAGAAACAGGGGGAACGAUCAGAGAUGUAUCGGAGCAUGUCGACCUGGAGGUCCUUGCAAUUGUCCAGCACCCAGUUUUCUCAGUCCCAUCGACUUAGGUCUCAGUCCAGAUUCAGGUAUAGAAUUUGAUAGAUGGGCGGCUAGUACGCCGGCUGAAUGAGACGGGCCAGGGGGGACCCAAUACAAAUUUUAGGUCCCUCCUAGUAUGUUUCAUGUCAUAGUAGAAGAGCCCUAAUUGAAGGGUAAGGGAAACGAAAUUUACAUUUUGCUAGGGAAACCAUCAAUGAUCGAAACGCAGCGUAAAAGUAGACGAUAUGUCAGAUAUGUUUGUUGUGUACCAACUGACCAAGUGGUUAAACGGCUGGGCCUUUUCACUAUUUUUCUAAAUAAAUUCUUUCCUAAGGCUUCGCAGUCAUCGUCUAUUUUCGCUUAAAAGAACUUGAACGAUCGCUGAAUAAUGGAUAUUAUUUCUCAGAAUGUACUUGGAACGAUUCGGAUCUAAACAAAUACUUGACUUUUACGAGAGAAGCGAGAAAUGUUUACUACGAUUCUAAAAUUUUCAAUUUUUCGCAUGCGGUCAAAUUUUUAGAAGCUAUAAGUCGUAUCGCAAUUUUAGAGGAAAAAUAGGUACGAUUGUGCGGGUUCUAUGACUUUUUUUCUAUAUUAUCUGGAUAGCAUUAAACAUUGAAAGUAUUUUGUAAUUGAAAUCUGUACUUUCUUACUAUACGCUAUAAUUGUAGUUUGUAUAUUCUGAGAUUAUGCUUCCAAGUUAGAGGAUUUUUUUUUCCAAAUUAUGAUAGGGUUUGAGAUACAUUGAAUUUGUUGUUUAGUACUAUGUGUUAUCUCUAUAUAUUUCUAGGAUACAAUUUUAUACAUAUGCUAUAUCUUGAAAGACGAAAUCUAUAUUUUUAAUACUUAUUCCCUGAACCCUUCAAUUAUCGAGGCUGUGUUUGUUUCAUUACAGACAAUGCUUAACUAUGAAAAGAAAUAUUAUCUAACAAAUUAAGUCGUCAACCAGGCAAUCACGAGUAGUCGAAAUAAAAAUCACUGCUUAACACACUAAGUUUAAGUUAUCGGAGGUACAAAAAUUGAAAAAAAAAAAAAAUGUCUCGUACUCAGCAGUUAGAUUAUAAAAUAUAUAAAUAUAUAUAUACAUACGUAUAUAUAAAGUAAUUUGAAACUCAAUCGUAAUUUUUGACAUAGUUUUUCAAUACACAAAAGUGACUUAACUUGAGAAGCAUAUUCUUGCUGCAUUCUGACUUUCAAGAUGCGAAGUUGUAUGCACGUUUUCUCGAGUAAAUAUCUCGGUUAAAUAAAUUUAAGGAGUACAUCUUAUGGAUCAGUGCAUUUCUAUAGGGCAUUCCGAAUCUCUCCUACUUCCGAAAAAAAAUCAGGGUCGUCGUAGACACAGAAGAGUUUUUAGAAGCUUUACGUUUUGAAUUAAUUGAGGUAAAAAGUAUUCUCACUUACUUUUACCAAAGAAUCUAAUUGUUGUGAAAUAAAAAAAGAAGAGGAGUCGCGUACGAAUCAGAAUUCUGUCGGUACAAGUAAAUUUCGUCUCUGAAAUUUUUUAUAGAAUCUUUUUAUACGGCGGUCUUGAUCCAGCGCGUUGAUACAAGAAUGCAACUAAUUCUAUGCUGUACAGCAAUUUAAACACUAAAUUUUGAAUUGUACGAUUCAGCACUGUUUCUAUUAUCUUACAGAUCUCAGAUAUAUAUUUAAAAUUAUUUUUAUAAAAACGAAAAACGAAUCGCAUUCACAUUCCCAUAAUGAGCCACAAUGACCUGAUAUACUGUAACUAUCUUUCAUGUACUAUAUGUAUUGUUCAUCGAGCAUAAUUGAGGUUAAUAUGAGUGUACACAGUGAAUGUUAUUUUCCGUGUAAUUACCUACAAAAGUUGUGGUAAUGAACUCUUAAUUAUUGCGAGAGUGAAAUUGAUAUACAACUAAGGAAAUAUAUAUUUGACGUUAAUGUAAUAACAAUAUUCUACUAUUACACUGUUGUCUGUUGUAUGUUUAUCGAGUACGAUACUCGAAAGAUUUAAUCAAAUAUUAUGUAUAUUAUAUAAAUUAUUAUUUUAUAUUCA